Cucurbita pepo subsp. pepo (vegetable marrow) is the source of this 1813-nucleotide messenger RNA. RefSeq names its product metal tolerance protein C2. Gene Ontology annotation, biological process: transmembrane transport; zinc ion transport; intracellular zinc ion homeostasis. Gene Ontology annotation, molecular function: zinc ion transmembrane transporter activity. Gene Ontology annotation, cellular component: membrane; Golgi apparatus. The record is from RefSeq and is a predicted model, not a curated record. Lineage: Eukaryota; Viridiplantae; Streptophyta; Magnoliopsida; Cucurbitales; Cucurbitaceae.
UUUGGCUUUUAUCCAAAUCCAAGUUCAUAUUCGUUUACUUGCUAGUCUUCAGCCAUCGCCACUGUCUCUUUGUUUCCCACCAAUUUUGUGUUCUUUCAUUCUAUUUCACUAUUCCAAUCCGAGUUUGGAACUCAGAGAUUUUCUCGGUUCUCUUUCGGAUCUCUCACAUUUUAAUCCCCAAGUUUCUGUGUGCAAUUUGAAGGUUUAAUGGUUUUCAGGGAUUUGAUUUCGUAGCUUUGAAGUUUUGUGUAGGGAGAAUCAAAUUUCCCUUGUAAACUAUGGAUAGGAUUGGAUCCUUCAAUCACCAUACUGCAUCAAAUGGUUUCCAGAAUUCUUGUAAUAGGGAUACCGAAUUUGGCGCCAAUGAUAGGAGGUUCGCUUUCUCACGUCAAGCUUCGUCUAAGCAAUGGCAAGAGCCGUCCCAUACACCGAUUUCUACCAACUCCGAUGAGUUGGCCAAGCCUUUGCUUUCGCGGAGUAUGUCGAGCAUAAACAUUCCGCCUGGGAGAUACUUUUCUUCCGAAAGUAAUAACUUCUUUGGUGUAAAGGAUAAUUCAGGUGAUAAAUUAUCGGUUUUAUCACUCGCAUUUUCGAUUUUAGAGAAUGUGAGAUCUGGGAAUUUGUAUGUGAAGAGGUUGUUUAUUAUGAUUUUUCUCAAUGUCCUGUAUUCGACUGCCGAGUUAGCUAUUGGUCUCCUUACUGGCCGUAUUGGCCUGGUUUCUGAUGCAUUUCAUUUGACUUUUGGCUGUGGUCUUUUGACAUUUUCAUUGUUUUCUAUUGCUGCCUCUCGGAGUAAGCCUGAUCAUGUUUACACUUACGGGUACAAGAGACUAGAGGUUUUGGCUGCCUUUACGAAUGCUCUAUUUCUUCUGUUUCUGUCUUUCUCGUUAGCAGUGGAAGCGCUCCAUGCAUAUAUACAAGAUGAAUCUGAGCACAAGCACUACUUAAUUGUCUCAGCCGUAACAAAUUUAAUGGUUAAUCUUAUAGGUGUUUGGUUCUUCAGGAACUAUGCUCGCAUUAAUCUUGUGUACAGAAAAGCUGAAGAUAUGAACUACCAUUCAAUUUGCUUGCAUGUUCUUGCAGAUUCUAUCCGCAGUGCAGGUCUGAUAUUGGCGUCAUGGUUUUUGUCUCUUGGGGUUCAAAAUGCUGAAGUCUUGUGCCUAGGACUGGUUUCGGUUGCAGUCUUUAUGAUUGUCAUUCCGCUCUUUAGAGCAACCGGUGGUGUUUUACUUCAAAUGGUACCACCUAGCAUUCCAACUUCGGCAUUAAGCAAAUGUUUGAGACAGAUUACAUCCUUGGAAGACGUAUUAGAAGUCACUCAAGCGCGAUUUUGGGAAUUAGUACCCGGUCAAGUUGUUGGCUCACUCUCUCUAACGAUAAAGAAAGGAACGGACAAUCGCCAAACACUUGAGUUUGUGCAUGGUGUGUAUCAUGAAUUGGGCAUUCUGGAGUUAACAGUGCAAAUAGAAGAUGCUUGAGUUUCUGCUGCUCCAUAGUUCUUCUCAGUCCCCCAUAUCGUCAAUGAUGGUUUCAAGGGAAGGGUGACAUCAAAAGCUAUGGUGAGGUGUUUAUGGGCAGAGGAAGGUCCCAGGUAUACAAACUAUACAUUCAUUCAUCAACAACACAAUGGCUUGUAUUAAAGCAUAGUAAGAGUAUCACUACUCAUUGAUUCCUUUAUGCUAUGACUGUUUGAUUAGUUUAGAAAUCAUAGAAGAAUGUUGUGAUGCAAGGUAUCCAUAAACUUGUAGUUCUAGGUUUCAUGUACCAUCACAUUGGGCUGCUCAAGGCAAUGAUAUAAUGCCUACUUGCUAAG